Messenger RNA from Penicillium roqueforti, 513 nucleotides. RefSeq names its product urea carboxylase-associated family protein. The transcript has 2 exons. Lineage: Eukaryota; Fungi; Ascomycota; Eurotiomycetes; Eurotiales; Aspergillaceae. The record is from RefSeq and is a predicted model, not a curated record. Bases 1 to 513 code for a protein of 170 amino acids.
AUGGUUAUAAAUUAUAAUUCGACAAUCAUGGAAAAUCUUCCCACUACUGCGAAGACACACAUUGUCCCUGCCGCCCAAGGCUACGUAUUUGAGGUUAUGAAAGGGGAGCGAUUCCGCAUUGUUGACAUACACGGUCUCCAAAUUGUUGAUUUUAUGGCUUGGGUUAACGAGCCAGGCCUAAAAGAGCAUGUUCGGAUGUCUUACACCAGGUUCCGACUGCAAGGUGUCAGUCCCGACAUUGGGGAGCAUCUCCGCACCAACCUCGACGCUCCUGCUCUGACUAUCAUUGCCGAUACCUGCAAAGUCCACGAUAUGACAUUCAUGCCCUGUUUCCCGGAGAUCUAUGCUGAAUGCGGUCUGGAAGGUCAUCGGUCCUGCGCAAUGAAUAUCACUGAGGCCAUGGAGCCAUAUGGUAUUACUUCACGGCUCGAGCUUCCUGACCCGUUCAACCUUUUCAUGAAUUCGCCCAAUUACACUUUGAAGCCUAUCAGCAACAGCAAGCCCGGAGACUAA